Molecule: messenger RNA, 1071 nt
Organism: Sphenostylis stenocarpa
Lineage: Eukaryota; Viridiplantae; Streptophyta; Magnoliopsida; Fabales; Fabaceae
Source: the annotation of a GenBank genome assembly
AUGUUCUCUCGGUUAUUCCACAAAUCUCUAUCGCAACAACGUCCUCAGGACGUGGCGCAGGCAAAUUUCGAUCCGCGAGUUGUUUUUCACUAUGGCAUUCCAUCUACCGCGUCUAUUCUUGCUUUCGAUCACAUCCAAGGCCUAUUAGCAGUGGGAGCACUCGAUGGAAGGAUAAAGGUGUUCGGUGGUGACAAUAUUGAAGGGAUUCUUAUCUCUCCCAAGCAAGCAUCCUUCAAGAAUUUAGAGUUCUUGGAAAACCAAGGCUUUCUUGCCAGCGUCUCAAGUGAUAACAAAAUACAGGUUUGGGAUUUGAAAAGCAAACAAAUUGCUUCCGUCUUGCAGUGGGAAUCCAUCAUAACUGCUUUCUCUGUUAUUUAUGGCACCAGUUACAUGUAUAUCGGAACUGAGCAUGGGAUGGUAUAUGCAUUGAUGUUCGAUUCUGAAGACAGAAAAAUUAAAAUAUUACCCUAUUAUGUUCCCACAAAUGUUAUAUCUGAAGCAGUUGGGAUGUCACUUGACCAAGUUUCAGUUGUCAGAGUUCUCCAUCAACCAUGUUCUGAUGGAAACAGGCAAGACAGGAACAUUCUUAAAACAGUGGACUAUACAUUGCUAAUUGCAUAUGAAAAUGGUUUGAUGGUACUCUGGGAUGCUUCUGGAGAUCGAAUUGUUCUCAUUAGAGACCACAAAGACAUAGAAUUGAAGAGAAAAAUUGUGGCUAGUCAUCCAAAUGACCCUAAGGUUCAGCUUUCUGAUGAUAAAUUAGACCAUGAAGAGGAGGACAAGGAGAUAAGUUCUGUAUCUUGGGCAUCUAAUGAUGGAUCAGUUGUUGUUGUCGGUUAUGUAGACGGUGAUAUAAUGUUCUGGGAUUUGUCAACUGCUGACUUCCCCCUAGACAAACAAGUUAAAAGAUUGUCAAGUGAUGUUGUCAAGCUUCAGUUAUCGUCAGCUGAUAGAAGACUCCCUAUUACUGUUCUACGUUGGCAGGCCAACAAAAGUGGGGGGAAACUUUUUGUCUAUGGUGGUCAUGAGAUUGGGUCUGAAGAAGCUCUUACAGAGAUGAUGCUUAGAUGA